ACAGAGGGAGAGUGCGCGUCUUCGCGAGGGGGCGGACGGAGGCAUUUCCGCGCUUCAAAGGCGCGGGGGGAAUUGGCUGCUAGCCCCCGUUGGGCUUGGCUGCGAAGCGGAGCGGCGGACUUCCGAGGCGGCGUUUUGAAAAAGAAGCUGAACUACAACAGGAACCUCCAGGCCGGGUCGACUGCCAGAGACGCAGGGAGAGGAGCGGUGGAAGGCGGGAAAACCCAGGCCUGGGGGCGCGCGUUUCCCCAUCAAAGGAGACUCCCUUUUUGUCCUCGUCGCGGCCGAACCCGGGAGGCUGAAAGGGGCGACAGUGGCGGGGCUGCGGAAAUGGUUUCUGACGUACCAGGGAAGCCUUUUGUGUAGCUGGUCCUGGUUAACCCCAAAUCCCUUCCUUUCAACCCCCGGUGUCUCCGGCCACUGUUUUGGGUGCACUGUGGAAGAAUGUGUGGACGGACAGCUGUUACUCUGGGAGCGGAUCGUCUCCGCCGUGCCUGUGGUUACCGCAAUAAUCAAGGGGAAAGAACGUAUCCUGAAUGGAAAAAUGCUGACAAAUACAGCCCUUCCUUCAAUAAGAGCCCACAGUCUAACACUCCUGUGCUUCUCUCCCGGCAACACUUUGAGAAGGAUGCCAGUUCUUCUGAGCGUAUCCUUGUAGCCAUGCGUUGGGGACUAGUUCCAGCUUGGUUCAAGGAAGCUGACCCAUCUAAAAUGCAGUACAACACUUCCAAUUGUCGGAGUGAUACCAUGAUGGAGAAAUUCUCCUAUAAGGGGCCUCUCUUAAAAGGCAAACGCUGUGUGGUGCUGGCCGAUGGCUACUAUGAAUGGCAACAACAUAAUGGACAAAAGCAGCCCUAUUUCUUUUACUUUGCCCAGACUGAGCAGGAAAUGUUCACCAAACCAGAUAUGGAAGAUGAGGUUGAAGAUUCAAAAGGCAGGAAGCUGCUUACCAUGGCUGGGAUUUUUGAUUGCUGGGAGCCCCAGAAUGGAAGAGGAGCAUUGUACAGUUACAGUAUCAUCACAGUAGAUGCAUCUGAAAGUGUAAAAUCCAUCCAUCACAGGAUGCCAGCUAUUCUGGACGGGGAUGAGGCAGUUAGAAAAUGGCUGGACUUUGCAGAAGUACCCACAGAAGAAGCACUUCAGCUUAUCCAGUCCACAGAAAACAUUGCCUUCCACCCUGUAUCAACAAUAGUGAACAAUUCCCGAAAUAAUUCACUAGAAUGCAUUUUACCCAUUGAAUUGGACCUCAAGAAGAAUACCAAGAUUAGUGCAAGCAGCACAGUAAUGCUGAACUGGUUAAAAAACAAAGAGCCCAAGAAAGAUGACAAGGAUGAAGACAAUUUACCAAAGUGGUCCAGCCAGUUCAUCCAGACACCAUCGUCCAAGAAAACUAAUAUAGACUUAAUGCACCAGUGGCUCAAAAAAGAUGGAGAACCUUCUGCAAAGCAACCAAAAAAACAGUGAUAUCUUGGUCAUAGUGCUUAUUACCAAGCCCGUUCUUAGCCUAACCGGUUCUUACAUAUGGAGUUAUUGCAAUAUUUAAAUUUCCUGAUUUAGAUUAUAAUGCAGGACCUCAUGUAUGCUUACUUUCUGAUGCUGAGUAGAUGGGCUUUGACAUUUAACAUUUAGUUUCUUUUGUCUGUCACAAAUACGGGUAUGGAUAUUUAGUGCAGCAUUGACUUGACCUUGCCAACUCGAGAAGGCAACAGUGUUCCAAAAUAUGUAAGAAGUGAAGGAUUUAAUGUUAAUUUUUUUCUUCUUCAAGGAUGCAAGCAGAGAUUUGGUUUGUCAUGGUUACUGUCACAGUAUUCAUUCAAUUCACUUUGUGGAUUGCUCAUCUUUUAUAGAAAAAGUGGGUCACUCUUAAUGCUGGAGAUUUGCUGCUGCACAGGGAGAAUGACUCUUUGCUUUAUUCUCAAGCCAUUUCGAAUUGUUGUCCUUUUUUUUCUGUUUUGAAAGAUGUGGAAUGUCAUCUUCAAGCAAUAUCCUAAUAUAAUUCCUAUUGGUUGGGAAGCUUUUCCAAAAGGAUCUUGUUUCACUAUUUUGGAUUUACUGUACUUUCCAAACUUGUGGUGGUAUUGUUCAACUAGUUCAUAAAAGCUAUAAUGACAAUCAGA
Candoia aspera is the source of this 2117-nucleotide messenger RNA. RefSeq names its product 5-hydroxymethylcytosine binding, ES cell specific (gene HMCES). The record is from RefSeq and is a predicted model, not a curated record. Bases 445 to 1464 code for a protein of 339 amino acids. The transcript is spliced from 7 exons. Gene Ontology annotation, biological process: DNA damage response. Lineage: Eukaryota; Metazoa; Chordata; Lepidosauria; Squamata; Candoiidae. Gene Ontology annotation, molecular function: single-stranded DNA binding.